GCACAAGAUGGAGAAGAAGGAAAAAAAUUAAGGAACAUUGCUACAAAAACAACACAUUCUAUAUAAAAAAACACACAAUUCCGAUAACAUUAUUCCCAGCCAUCGCAAGCUGCAUUUGGGGAUGGUAAUGGGACAACAGAAAAUCGCCCUCGCCCCUCCCUCUUCGUCCUUCCGCCUCCGCAGCCGCAGCCUCAACUCCCUCCGCCUCCGCCGCAUCUUCGACAUGUUCGACAAGAACGGCGACGGCACCAUCACCGUCACGGAGAUCAGCCAGGCGCUGAGCCUCCUCGGCCUGGACGCCGACGUGGCGGAGCUGGAGUCCAUGACGAAACUCUACAUAAGACCCGGCAACGAGGGACUCACGUACGAGGAUUUCAUGGCGCUGCACGAGUCGCUGGGUGAGACCUACUUCGGGUUGGUCCAGGACGAGGAGGAGCAGCAGCAGGAUUCGGAUCUGUGGGAGGCGUUUAAGGUUUUCGACGAGAACGGCGACGGUUACAUCUCCGCCAAGGAGUUGCAGAUGGUGCUGGGGAAACUUGGCUUGGUUGAAGGAAAUUUGAUGGACAAUGUUCAUAGGAUGAUUGGAUCUGUCGACACCAACCACGAUGGUCGUGUUGAUUUCGAUGAGUUUAAGGAAAUGAUGCGCGCCACUAUUGUCCCGGCCAGUGCUUGAUUCACUACCGGAUUUGGCUUCUUACGAUCACUCAUCCAAUUCAAAAUGCUUCUAACUUUUUUGGUUUCAUACAUACAUAGUUAUCUUUUCAUGGAAAUAAAUAAUAAUUCUGUUCCAGAUGUUAAUACUUUAAUUUUCUUAGGAGAGAUUGAAAUCUCGGUUUAAUUUCAAGGAAUUCGAUCGAUCAAUUCAGGUUCUGUCAUUGCAAUUUGUUUCUUAGGUUUCCUUUCAAUUAGUUUGAUUGCGGGUAUAUAUGAAUGAAUGUUGUAUGCUGUUCAAUACCAGCUCUUCAUAUUACCCUCCCAUAUAAUAUGCAGCCUCUUGAUCAAAAGUUUUCAUAUAUAUAUGGUACACAUGUAAACGAUUUUAUAACAA
Glycine soja is the source of this 1048-nucleotide messenger RNA. RefSeq names its product calcium-binding protein CAST. Lineage: Eukaryota; Viridiplantae; Streptophyta; Magnoliopsida; Fabales; Fabaceae. Bases 122 to 673 code for a protein of 183 amino acids. The record is from RefSeq and is a predicted model, not a curated record. Gene Ontology annotation, molecular function: enzyme regulator activity; calcium ion binding. The transcript has a single exon.